Molecule: messenger RNA, 2811 nt
Organism: Schistosoma bovis
Lineage: Eukaryota; Metazoa; Platyhelminthes; Trematoda; Strigeidida; Schistosomatidae
Source: the annotation of a GenBank genome assembly
AUGAGAUCCACUUCAUCAUCAUCAUCAUCAUCAUCAUCAUCAUCAUCAUCAUCAUCAUCAUCAUCAUCAUCAUCAUCAUCAUCAUCAUCAUCAUCAUCAUCAUCAUCAUCAUCAUCAUCAUCAUCAUCAUCAUCAUCAUCAUCAUCAUCAUCAUCAUCAUCAUCAUCAUCAUCAUCAUCAUCAUCAUCAUCAUCAUCAUCAUCAUCAUCAUCAUCAUCAUCAUCAUCAUCAUCAUCAUCAUCAUCAUCAUCAUCAUCAUCAUCAUCAUCAUCAUCAUCAUCAUCAUCAUCAUCAUCAUCAUCAUCAUCAUCAUCAUCAUCAUCAUCAUCAUCAUCAUCAUCAUCAUCAUCAUCAUCAUCAUCAUCAUCAUCAUCAUCAUCAUCAUCAUCAUCAUCAUCAUCAUCAUCAUCAUCAUCAUCAUCAUCAUCAUCAUCAUCAUCAUCAUCAUCAUCAUCAUCAUCAUCAUCAUCAUCAUCAUCAUCAUCAUCAUCCUUUCUUCUUCUUUUUCUUCUCCUUCCUCUUCUUCUGCUUCCUCUUCUUCUUCUUUUCCUUCUUCUCCUUCCUCUUCCUCUUCUUCUUUUUCUUCUUCUCCUUGUUCUUCUUCCACUUCCUGUUUACUUUACAUCCGAUGAUCUAUUACAUCAGAUAAUUGAGAAAACGAAUUAUACAAAUUGUGUGUUAAUAUUCAGUACAGAUGAAUCGAAUCAGUUAUUAUGUAUAGCUUCAUCAGAUGAGUUAUUUACAGGUCAAUUGAAAAUAGAUGUUGAAAAACCUCUACUCGAAAAUAAUUCACAUUUAUUCAAUGAUUCAACCAUACAAGAAAUUGAACAGAUCCAUAUAAUUGAUAUUAUUCAAAGACUAUUCAAUGAUAAACCAUUAGAAUUAUUAUUUCAAUCUAAUCAAAAGAAAUUCAUCUUCUAUCAUCUUGGCUCAUUUCUUAAAGAGAAUACCAUUCUAUCCAAUACAACAACUAUAGAUAAUGAUGAUAAUAAUCCUAUUGUAAAUGUUUCUAUCAUACUUUGUUUAUGGUCUAAAUGUUCCAUAGAUUAUUUAACUAAUGAAAAUGACCUAACUAUUGGUUCUCAGAAAAUCCAUACUGAAAUUAUUGAUUUAAUAGAUAGAUACAAAGAAAAAUUAUUGAUUACGUACAAACUUCAAUAUUUUUAUGAACUAAAACUGUUUAAUGACAUUCUACAUAAAGAAACAAUAAGACUUAGUUGUAUUAUGAAUCAUAGAAAUUUAUAUGAAAAUGUUGCUGAUAGUUUAAAGAAAUUAAUCAACUAUGAUUGUAUAUCAAUUUAUCAUUUUGAUAAAAAUGAACAAGAAUGGAUUGAAGAAUUAAAACAGUAUCCAAUGGAAAAACAAGUAGUUUAUAAAAGGCGAUGGAAUAAAUCACCAUGGAUGUUUGAAAGUCUUCUAAAACAAAAUGAGAUCAACAUUGAUCUUACAACUUUGACAAUAGAUUCAAUAGAUUCUAUCAUUAAAUCUAUUAAUCAACUAGAUUUAAAUGUAUACUUGAUCCAUUUGUUCUUCCAUAAUAAUGAUCCAAAUCAUUUAACCCUAAUAGAAUUUCAUAAAUUGAACAAUGAUCAACGAUUUUCUAAAUAUGAGAAAUAUUUAUUAUCAAAUUAUAUUACUGAUUUCUUAAUGAUUAUAAUGCCUCAAGUUUACUUAAACAAUGAACUACACAUAAUGCGAAACAGAAAUGAAAUAAACUCUGAACUGGUUGCCUAUCAUAUGAAAAUCUCGGAUAAUGAAAUUACUCAACUGAUUGAUCAUAAAAUUCAUAGUUUAACUCAAAUACAUCCAAAUUUCAAUGAAAUAUCUUUUCUUUCAAGAAGUGUUAAUGAAAGGGAUUCUACUGUAGCUAUCAUGAUUAUGUUCAAUAAUCUUGGUUUUAUAAAACAAUGGAAUAUAUGUCAAUCUAAAUUAGCAUAUUUUAUAUUAACCAUAAAGAAUAAUUAUCGUCAACCAACAUAUCAUAAUUGGACACAUGCAUUUACAGUUGGACAUAUGGCUUAUCUAAUAUUAACUAUUGAAAGAGCAUUAAUUCAUCAAUAUUUAGAUGAAAUGGAACAAUUAGCAUUAUUUAUUGGAGCAUUAUGUCAUGAUAUUGAUCAUCGAGGAUUUAAUAAUCAUUAUCAAACACUUAUUCAUUCUCCACUUGAUGCUGUUUAUGGUUAUAAAGGAUCUAUACUAGAACAUCAUCAUAUUGAUCAGACAAUGAGAAUAUUAAAUAUGAAAGAUUGUAAUAUAUUAAGUCAAAUGACUAAAACAGAAUAUGAAAGAUUUAAAUUAUUAUUAAAACAUAUUAUAUUAGCUACAGAUUUAUAUCAACAUAUUUCAAUUAUCCCGGAAUUCAUUCAAUUAUCCAAUGUAUCCUAUGAUCCAUUCAAUAGACGACAUCAUGAAUUACUUUUAUCUAUUCUAGUUACAUCAUGUGAUUUAAAUGAUCAAUGUAAACAUUGGUUGAAUACACUUGAUACAGCUAAAUUCAUUUAUUAUGAAUUUUUUCAUCAAGGUGAUUUAGAAAAAGCAUACAAUACAAUCCCUUUAUUAUUAUCAUUUGAUAGAGAGAAUGCAUUUAUACCAGAAUUACAAAUACAUUUUAUUGAUUCAAUUGUUCUACCAUGUUUUAAGAUAUUGUCGAAGUUUUUACCAAAAUUUCAAUCCACUCUUUAUACUAUUCAUAAGAAUAAACAAAUUUGGGAAAUUCUAUUAGAAAAAUUUAAACAAAAUCAAUUAAUAAAUUAUACAAAUGAUUUAUUAUUUAAUAAAUAUUAUAAUAAAUUAAUAGAAGAAUAUCUUUGA